Molecule: messenger RNA, 240 nt
Organism: Postia placenta MAD-698-R-SB12
Lineage: Eukaryota; Fungi; Basidiomycota; Agaricomycetes; Polyporales; Adustoporiaceae
Exons: 1
Source: RefSeq, a predicted model, not a curated record
AAGAACCGCUACGCAGAAAUUGAGAGAAAGCAUGCUACGGCCGAGGAGCAACUUUCUACCACCAGUGCGGAACGAGAUGCUCUGCUGCAAGAUAAGCUAGCGCUGCAGUCAAACAUCUCAGGCAAAGAAAGCGCUGCCGCAGAACUGGAGCGCAAGCUCGUCGAUGUCGCUGCUCAGUUAGCGAACAGUGCCCGUCAGCUUCAGCAAACACAAGCUGAGCUCAGAGGCGCGAACAAGCGU